This is a messenger RNA of Ectocarpus sp. CCAP 1310/34, 1441 nucleotides long. The record is from the annotation of a GenBank genome assembly. NCBI's taxonomy places the organism in Eukaryota, Phaeophyceae, Ectocarpales, Ectocarpaceae.
AUGGAAGGUGGACAUCUUCACGCCCUUCGAUGGCUUCGAGAAAAGAGUUGCGACUGGAACUCCGACACCUGCAUGGCAGCCGCUUCCGGAGGUCAUUUGGGAGUUCUUCAAUGGGCGAGGCUAAACGGAUGCAUUUGGGACACGUCCACUUGUUGGGCAGCCGCACAGCAAGGGCACCUGGAGGUGCUUCGCUGGGCCAGGGCGAACGGGUGCGGAUGGGGUCCUUCCACCUGCUGGGGAGCCGCGAAGGAGGGUCAUCUAGGUAUCCUCCAAUGGGCGAGAUCGAACGGCUGCGUGUGGACAUCGGGCACGUGCUGGGGGGCUGCGAGGGGAGGCCAUUUGCACGUCCUCCAGUGGGCCCGCGCUCAAGGUUGCGCUUGGAACGCUACAACCUGCUGCGGGGCUGCCAAGGAGGGCCAUCUUCAUGUCCUCAUAUGGGCGAGGCAGAACGGUUGCCCGUGGGAUAUCAGGACCAUCACGUACGCUGAGAAGGGUGGUCACGACCAUGUGGUUAGGUGGGCUCGGGCGCACGGACUGUAACACCCUCCCCCCCCACCCCCUUGGCAAUGCGCGAGAGCUACCGAAAAUGAUUUCCAUUUUUCUCGGGGUUCGGGGGUUAUUCUACAUAUCAUGUGGUAGGGUGGACCCGGGCGCAUCGGCGAUAAUCUCCUCCCUCGUAGUCUUAUUGAGACUAUUCUAACGAUUAUGGAAUGUACCAGUUUUUUCAGGGUUCCACAGAUCAACGAUCAACCCAGACGUACGCGCGGAUGUGGACGAUAUUUUGGGAUUGGCUUUCUGUGUGUAUGAAAGGGUUCUAUAGGAUUCCAGCUGUAAACAGGCUGCUUUUUGGGUGCUAGAAAUGGGCUGCGUGUAUCGAUAUUAUAGGGAUACCCAGUGGGGGGGGGGGGUACCGGGACGAUUUUUCUGUCAUUAUUCAGCUUGUAGAUACUGUCGUUUUCGUGCCGAGUGAAGUUUGGCUGCAAUGCACCUAUUUAAACACGCUGGCCUGUAUAUAUGGAAGAAGUUUCUGUUGAUAAUUGUUGUUGAAGUCAUUCGAGUUCGGAUCGAGGCUAGUUACACUAAAGCGUUUCGCUCGUGCACGUUGACAAUGCUUGGUCAAGUUGACAAUGCUUAGUCAAAUAAGCCCCUGUUUCUUGUUGCCCCCCCUGCGGGAAAUAUCCGGGGCAUCCUAUAUCUUGUAUAUGCAAAGUACGUACCGCGGUCGUGUCUUGUCUUUCUUUUUGCUUCGCUAAUGGACACCUACAUGCUAUACGCGAUUGAUUGGCGUUGGUCGAGUGUGCCCUACAGUAUCUCAUGCCUAUCCCGCCGUUUUUGAGGCGGUAGUCUCCAGAUUUUUUUGUGCUACAGGCUUCAUGAUUUUUCUUGGGCUAUGUGUGCCGUGUGAAGUACACGACAGGCCCUAACCUCUCGUGAUAGGGGG